AUGGCAGAUGUAUCGUUAAUAUCGUACACUGCUUUGGUCUGUUUGGGCCUUUUUGUUAGUGAUUUUCUAAAGUCCGGAGAUCAGUCUCUUCAAAAUAACAUGUCUUCGGAAGAAGCAACCACAAAAAAAGAGAUAAGUUACAAGAAGACUUUCCAGCAAUAUGCCCAAGCCAUCCAUGAGAACCACCAUGAUUCGUUGAUCAUUAAAGGAGAGGAGUAUCCUGCUCCCCCUCAUCGUUUAUACCCAGCUAAAUUUUUAAAUAUUUCAAAAUUGUUUUUCAUCGUUUGCAUUAUUCUCUCCAUAAAUCCAUUUCUUUGGUUCAAUCUACCCACUCCUAAUUUUUACUACACUGCUCUUCAGAAUAAGAUAUAUUCCUGCCUGAUGCUUUUCUUCUUUGUUGGUUUUAUAGAAGGUUUCAUAAUGUCAACUGGAGCCUUUGAAAUCUACUUCAAUGACAUGCCAAUAUGGUCAAAAUUAGAGUCAGGCAGAAUACCAACACUUAGUGAACUGUUUGGCAUGAUUGACUCUCAGCUCAAACUCUACAGAUCAAAUAAAGAAUUCAGAGAUGACGACCCUCUAUAAUUAAUUCUUAAUCAAUUAAAUAUAAUUAAUAAUUACCUAAUUAUAGUUAAUUGAAUGUAGUUAUUGAUUAUGUAAUUAUAUAUGGUAAAAUUUUUCAAUGUAUGCCAUAUGUUGUUUUUCUGUGUUAUUAAUCUGUUUAUAGUGUAUUUGAUCUAAAAAUCUAAAUAUUUAUUUGAUUUAAUAAUGAAUAAUCGUAUUUAAUUCGAUUUGUAUGCUAACGUUGUACACUAAAUGUUUGUACAGUACAUAACGUUUAUUCACUAUGUACCCGUCAUUAUUUGGUAUUUUUUUUAACUUUUAGACUAUAAUUUCAUUAAAACUGUGGGGCCAUUUAUGAAGGUGCCAUGACAAAAGCGGUGAAACACCGCAGUCUGUCGUCUGAUGAGUUCAUGCUCGUAAAAAUUCCUGCUCUUUCCACUAAUUUUUGCAUUUGGAUGGCGUGAAAUUUAGUGGAAAUUGAUACAGGUUCUUACGGCUUGAACUGGCUCGCAGUUUUAGAAUGUACUUGUUUUACAUAUCGUUUACUACUUUGUGUGUUGAUUGUGAAAAA
Helobdella robusta is the source of this 1132-nucleotide messenger RNA. RefSeq lists its product as hypothetical. Gene Ontology annotation, cellular component: endoplasmic reticulum membrane. Gene Ontology annotation, biological process: cell redox homeostasis. Gene Ontology annotation, molecular function: thioredoxin-disulfide reductase (NADPH) activity. The record is from RefSeq and is a predicted model, not a curated record. The transcript is spliced from 4 exons. Bases 1 to 582 code for a protein of 193 amino acids. Lineage: Eukaryota; Metazoa; Annelida; Clitellata; Rhynchobdellida; Glossiphoniidae.